Castor canadensis (American beaver) is the source of this 1384-nucleotide messenger RNA. RefSeq names its product vasohibin 1 (gene Vash1). Gene Ontology annotation, biological process: regulation of angiogenesis. NCBI's taxonomy places the organism in Eukaryota, Metazoa, Chordata, Mammalia, Rodentia, Castoridae. The record is from RefSeq and is a predicted model, not a curated record. Gene Ontology annotation, cellular component: cytoplasm.
GCAGCUGGUGUGUGGGAGGCCUCCUGUGAGCCACCUCUUUUUCCCGCCUCCUGGUACAUUCCCCACCCGCAUCGAGGAUUUAGGGAUGCCAGUGGGGAAGAAAGUGAUAGGGACUGGCGGCAGCAGUGCCUCCCCCACUGCUGCUGCCGCCCACUCCGGGGUCAGGCAUUUGGAAACCAGCGAAGGGGCAUCAGUCCAGAGAGAUGAUGACCCAGAAGAGGAAGGGGAAGAAGAUCUGCGAGAUGGAGGCAUCCCUUUUUUCAUCAACCGGGGUGGUCUGCCUGUGGAUGAGGCCACCUGGGAAAGGAUGUGGAAGCACGUGGCCAAGAUCCAUCCUGAUGGAGAGAAGGUGGCACAGAGGAUCCGCGGGGCCACAGACCUGCCCAAGAUUCCCAUACCAAGUGUGCCUACUUUCCAACCGACUACAUCCAUCCCUGAGCGCCUGGAAGCCGUGCAGCGCUACAUCAGGGAGCUGCAGUACAAUCACACAGGGACACAGUUCUUUGAAAUUAAGAAGAGCAGACCUCUGACAGGGCUGAUGGACCUGGCGAAGGAAAUGACCAAAGAGGCUCUGCCAAUCAAAUGCCUAGAAGCCGUGAUCCUGGGAAUUUACCUCACCAACAGCAUGCCCAACCUGGAGCGCUUCCCCAUCAGCUUCAAGACCUACUUCUCAGGGAACUAUUUCCGUCACAUUGUGCUGGGGGUGAACUUCGGGGGUCGCUAUGGGGCCCUAGGCAUGAGCCGGAGGGAGGACCUGAUGUACAAGCCGCCGGCCUUCCGUACGCUCAGCGAACUCGUGCUGGACUACGAGGCCGCCUAUGGCCGCUGCUGGCACGUGCUGAAGAAGGUGAAGCUGGGCCAGUGCGUGUCCCACGACCCACACAGCGUGGAGCAGAUCGAGUGGAAGCACUCGGUGCUGGACGUGGAGAGGCUGGGCCGCGAUGACUUCCGCAAGGAGCUGGAGCGCCACGCCCGCGACAUGCGGCUCAAGAUUGGCAAAGGAAUGGGUCCUCCCUCUCCUACCAAGGACCGGAAGAAGGACAUCUCCUCACCACAGCGAGCCCAGUCCAGCCCUCACCGCAGGAACAGCCGCAGCGAGAGACGGCCAUCGGGUGAGAAAAAGCCUUCUGAGCCCAAAGCCAUGCCAGACCUCAAUGGGUACCAGAUCCGGGUGUGAGGCGGAUGCCAAUGCCCCAAGCCCCACCCUGCUCCUGGAAGACAGCGACCAGUGAUGGGGCAGGGAGAGGGGCUGAAGGAUGGGUGUGUUGCAGCUCAGCCCCCAAGCUGCUCCCCUCCCAAUGGAGCUGAGCCCCUAACUUUGGGCCAAGAGGCAGUUAGUAUUUUAUUUGGAGUUUUUAGCUCUACAACUGAAGUUUAAGGUAUU